This is a messenger RNA of Chara braunii, 1112 nucleotides long. The record is from the annotation of a GenBank genome assembly. Lineage: Eukaryota; Viridiplantae; Streptophyta; Charophyceae; Charales; Characeae.
UGCGCCCUCACCGAAUCCCCCGCUAUGGGGAGGACGCAUUUGCCACGUGGAGUACUUGCCCCAUCAUCUAGUCCCACGUGGCAAGUGUGGAGGUGGCGACGCCGAGGUGGAGAUGGGAGCAGGAUGGCAACGCCCAGGUGGCGACGCCAUGUGGCGUACUUGCCACGUGGCGAUGGGAGAGGGAUGGCAACGCCGAGGCGCCGAUGCCGCGUGGCGAUGGGAGCGGGAUGGCAACGCCGAGGUGGCGAUGGGAUCGGGAGCGGGAUCAGGAAGCGAAGGUGGCCACGGGUGCAGGAUCGGGAUCGGAAAGCGGAGGUGGCGAUGGGUACCACACUUCGCACAUGCCAAACAUCGCACGUGGCGCAUGUGCCACGUGCCACACUUUCCGCAUCGCCACGUGACAUACUUGCCCCAUCAUCUAGUCCCACGUGGCAAGUACGGAGGUGGCGACGCCGAGGUGGCGACAGGAGCGGGAUGGCGACGCCAUCUCGGCGUCGAGGUGGCGUACUUGCCCCAUCAUCUAGUCCCACGGGCAAGUGCGAAGGUGGCGACGCCGAGUUGGCGACGGGAGCGGCAAGUACGCCACGUGGCAAGUGCGGCCUCACCAUAUAGUCCCGGGUGGCAAGUGCUGAGGUGGCGACGGGAGCGGCAAGUACGCCACGUGGCAAGUGCGGCCGCACCAUAUAGUCCCACGUGGCAAGUGCGGAGGUGGCGACGCCGAGGUGGCGACGGGAUCGGGAUCGGGAAGCGGAGGUGGCGACGCCAAGAUGGCGACGCAGGGCGUGGGAUCGGGAGCGGGAUUGGGAAGCGAAGGUGGCGACGCACGGCGCGGGAUCAGUAGCCGGAUCGGGAAGCGGAGGAGGCGACGCCAAGGUGGCAACGCAGGGCACGGGAUCGGGAUCGGGAAUCGAUGGUGGCGACGGGAGUGGGAUCCGGAUUGGAAAGCGAAGGUGCUGAUGGGUACCACACUUCGCACGUGCCAAACAUCGCACGUGGCGCACUUUCCACAUCACGUCAAGGUUGCGACCAGGUCACCAAGUAAUCAAUCAAUCAAUCAAUCAAUCCAUCAAUCAAUCCAUCAAUCAAUCCAUCAAUCAAUCAGUCAAUCAAUC